Messenger RNA from Gambusia affinis (western mosquitofish), 2846 nucleotides. Its product is annotated as polypyrimidine tract-binding protein 3-like. Gene Ontology annotation, molecular function: mRNA binding. The transcript is spliced from 14 exons. Gene Ontology annotation, biological process: regulation of RNA splicing; mRNA processing. Gene Ontology annotation, cellular component: nucleus. The coding region runs from base 418 to 1920 and encodes 500 amino acids. The record is from RefSeq and is a predicted model, not a curated record. Lineage: Eukaryota; Metazoa; Chordata; Actinopteri; Cyprinodontiformes; Poeciliidae.
CUGCUGGCGGUCGCGCUCCUUUCUCUGUUCGGAGUUCGGUGAACAAACAGUGUUGGGUUGACUGGCUAAAAAUCUCGCGAUGCUUCGCCCUCAGUUGAGACUGUAGAUGUGAUCAGGUAGUAGACUGGACUCCAGUUAAACCAGUUUGAACCAGUUAGGCGUCAGGUAGUUACUGGAGGAGAAAAUAUCCGGGUCCUGGCGGUUUCUGAUCCGACUGGGUUCAUAACUCUUACCUUGUUCCGGUUCCGGUUCGGACCUGACUGUUAAAGAACGUUCUCCAGGACCACAGAACCGAACCGGAACCUCUCUGUGGGUUCGCUCGUUAACAGGCAGCAGGUGAAUAAAGUGGUUCUGACCCGUGUGGGCGGAAUCUCACAGGAGUCAACGCUCAGAUCACCUGUUGGUUGCUGUGAGAACAUGAGCUCCGCCCACCUGUCCACAGUGGAUGGCACUGAUAGGCUGUGUGUUUCUGAGCGCGCUCAGUACGUCCCUUCUCCAGUGCUGCACCUGCGGCAGCUACCUACUGACACCUCCGAACAGGAAGUGGUCGACCUGGCACUUCCCUUCGGCAGAGUCUCCAAACUGAUCACACUGAGGACCAAAAACCAGGCAUUUCUUGAGAUGGCGUCGGAGGAAGCAGCCGUUACCAUGGUGAACUACUACGCCUCAGCCCCACCCACCAUCAGGAACCAGCCAGUCUUCAUUCAGUACUCCACCCACAGAGAGCUCAAAACAGACAAUCUGACCAAUCAGCAGAGGGCGCUGCAGGCCAUCAGCAUGGCAACAGUGCAUUCUGGGAACAUGGGGUCUUCAGAGGGGCGGGGAUUAAUCCCGGCGCCCAGCGCGGUUCUGAGGAUCAUCGUGGAGAACCUGUUCUACCCGGUGACCCUGGAGGUCCUGCAGCAGAUCUUCAGUAAGUUCGGCUCCGUCCUGAAGAUCAUCACCUUCACCAGGAACAACCAGUUCCAGGCUCUGCUGCAGUUCAGCGACGCCGUCCACGCUCAGCACGCCAAGGCGUCUCUGGACGGCCAGAACAUUUACAACAGCUGCUGUACGCUGCGCAUCGACUUCUCCAAACUGAGCGCGCUCAACGUCAAGUACAACAACGACAAGAGCCGCGACUUCACCAGAGCCGACCUGCCGAGUGGAGAGCUGGACCCGGCCGGCGCCGCCGCCGCCACCUUUGGUGUAGCUCUGCCGCCAUACGGAGCCGCGGCGUUCCCGCCCUCCUUCCACCAGCACACGGGUCUCCCCGUGACGGCGGUCCCCGGCUCGCUGAUGUCCUCUCCUCGCAUGGCGCUGCAGGUGGCGCCCCCUGCAGGCCACUCGGUGCUGCUGGUGUCCAACCUGGACCCGGAGAGAGUUUCCCCCCACUGCCUCUUCAUCCUGUUUGGAGUUUACGGCGACGUUCAGCGAGUCAAGAUCCUGUUCAACAAGAAAGAGAACGCGCUGGUCCAGAUGAGCGACGCCACGCAGGCGCAGCUCGCGAUGAGCCACCUGAACGGCCAGCGUCUCCAUGGAAACGUGAUCCGGGUGACCCUGUCCAAGCACCCAGUGGUGCAGCUGCCGCGCGGAGGGGCGGGGCCGGAGGAGCAGACGCUGACGCAGGACUUCUCAGGCUCCGCCCUCCACCGCUUCAAGAAGCCCGGCUCCAAGAACUUCAACAACAUCUUCCCUCCGUCAGCGACGCUGCACCUGUCCAACAUCCCGUCAUCGGUGGGCGAAGACUCCCUGAAGGACCUGUUCUCCUCCAGAGGUUUUGCUGUAAAGGCCUUCAAGUUUUUUCAGAAGGACAGAAAGAUGGCGCUGCUGCAGCUGGGGUCGGUGGAGGAGGCGGUGGAGGCGCUGAUCGCCCUUCACGACCAGCACCUGGACCACAACCAGCACCUGCGCGUCUCCUUCUCCAAGUCCACCAUUUGACCCCCCCUGCAGCCCGGUGGCCGGUCGGACGGCAGGGCCUCCCCACGCUGAGGGGGGCACACCGGCGGCCGGGCCAGGCCUCGUCGCCAUGGUUACAGAUGUUCCUGAGCACAUUCCUGAGUGGCAUCAGCGGAGCAUUGUGGGUAAUGGAGUCAGGACCAGGAGAACCAGAAACGUGUGCAGAUGUUUUGGUUCCUGCUGAAACUUUUGAACUGAAACAGUUUGAUUUGAACUCUUCAUCGUCCUCCUGCUGUUGGCUGACCAUCAUCAUCUUCAUUUUGUUGUUAUUCCUGCUGUCGAUGUUCAGGCUCUCUGUCUUUUGUGCCUUAUUUUUCAGAUUUUCUUACGGCCUGUAGGGGGCGCUCUGUGUGACUGUCUGAUGUGUUUCUGCUGUUCUGGGAGGUUUUUAAUGUCGGCUCUAUUUAUAUGAUAAUGUGAUGCUGUUGAAGCCCCGCCCACUUGUGUGUUUGUGUGUGUGUGAGUUUACAUGUCGAAACCUGAGCAACGAUCCAUCUGGCUGGCUCAGGGGUCAAAGGUCAGCACCGCCUCCAUUUCUGGUAGGGUUAAACCAAGCCAACGUUUCUGUGCCUUUAAAUUCAGGCAACCUGUUCCCAUCAUGACAUCACUUCUUACCAAGUUCUGGUCAGGCCCGGUGGGACUGAAGAAUGUUCCAAUUAUUUCUUAUUAAUCUCAGAUUUAUUUCCUGCUGAGACAAAAACACUAAAAGCUGUUAAAAGCUGGAGAAACAGGAAGUUCACUAAUAAUAAAUCUGCUUUAUUGAUCUCAUAAACCAGGAAAUAAGCAGAAAUAUGACUACAUCCAGGUAAAAUGUUUUAUCACUAUUUAUUUACUGUGAUAAAUAAUCUGGAUUAUCAUAACCCAUUUUAUCAUCUGGUUCUGAAUCAAGAUAAGUUUUAAAAACUGAU